CUGGCCACGCGAAUUGCGACUAGACGUAUUUCAUGCACCCACCUCAAGGCACGAGCAGCAGCAGCAGCACGUAGUUUCUGCUGCAGCCCUUCGAUGCGGUCAGCCCAGUCCGCGAUCUAUCGGCGCAUAGAUCCAGCCUUCGCCCCGCGAUCCUAUUGCAGCGUUCCGUGCGAUCCACUCCGCUUUCCGUCGCCCGUCGCCCGUCGCCCGUCGCCCCGGUUUGAGAUUCCUCGGAUCAGCCCGCUCGGCCUGGCCUCCGUCGCUCGGCGAUCAGAUCCAUCGUCGCCCACUGUCGCACGGUCACGUCGCAAGGAAAGCGCGCUCGGAAGUGGAUGCUUCAGUCUGAUUGCUGACGCGACGCCUCGUUGAAUUAACUCAACCCGCCCGCCAUUACACCUUCCAACCCCCACGUCCCUCCCAUCCCAUCGCACGGGCCAUAGCACCAUGCAUCGCCUCACUCGCCUCGGAACGUCCCUUCUCCGCCGCCAUUCCACAGCAUCCCUCCGGGGGGGGCGUCGACAGCCGCCGCUACAAGGGCAGCCGCUACAAGCAGCGUCGCAAUCCCACACACACGCACAGCCAAAGCCACAACAGCAGGCGCAACCGCAGGCGCUGGUGCAUGCGCUGGCGCUGCCGCGCGCGCACGUGCAGGCGGAGCAUGGCUCGUUGGCGCACUCCCACUCCCCCUGGCGCGGGCACUCCGCUGCGCUGAUGCACCACACUGCGCACGGUGCUGCCGCUUCUAGUGCUACCGAAACUGGGGAUGUUGCCCCUGACGAUGCAGCUUCUAGCAGUGCCGAAUCUGGCGUUGCUCCUUCUGUCGAUGCUGCUCCUAUCAGUGAUCCUUCUGACGGUGCUGCUCCCACCAGUGCUGUUUCUAGCGCUGCUGCUACUAACGGUGCUGCUACUACCGGUGCUGCUACUAACGGUGCUGCCACUACCGGCUCUGCGACUAACGGUGCUGCUACUAGCGGUGAUGCUUCUCGCGGUCCUGCUCCUAGCGGUGCUUCUUUCCACAGUGCUGCUUCUGGUGGUGCCGGUGCUCGUGGUGGUCAUGGGGGUGGGGGUGGCAGUGGUGGGGGUGGCGGUGGCGGUGGUGGCGCCACUCAGUCAGAUCGCAGGCUCUUUGUGGGAGGUCUGGGCUUCGACGUGGACGAGAAUGUGCUGCACGACGCCCUCAGCUCCUUUGGAGCCGUCCGCCGAGUGACGCUGCCCCGGCACGUGGACAACAACACGCCCAAGGGGUACGGCUUUGUGGAGUUCUUCCGGCCAGAGGACGCCGAUGCCGCUCAGAUGCACCUCGACGGCCAGCGCCUGGGCAACCUGUGGCUGCGGGUGACCCACGCCACCGUUUCCACUCGCUCACGGUACCCUCAGGGCAGGCAGCAGCAGCAGCAGCAGCAGCAGCAGGCGCAAGGAACGACAGGACAUGUGGCAAGACAUGCAGGAGGACGAGGAGGGUGGGGAGGAGGAGGGGGGGGAGGGGGAGGGGGAGGGGGAGGAGGGGAGCGCGGAAGGGGGUGGGUAGGAGCAGCUGGAGCAAGGGGGGAAGCAGGAGGAGGGGUGAAUAGGGCAGGGGCAGGGGCAGGGGCAGGACAGGUGGAAGGAGGGGGAACAGCAGGAGGCACAGCAGUGGGGGGAGAGGCUGGAAAUGAGGCAGCAACGACAGCAGAGGUGUUGCCAUCAGCACCAUCAGCAUCAGCAGCACCGGGGGUUGAGGGUGAGGGUGGGAAGGAGAGUAGAGGCAUUUGAUUCCUUCCACUACCAUAAUACCAUAAUACUGUAGUAGUAAUAAGUGAAGUGAAAUCACAUCACAUCACUGACGGUAUCCUCCUCACCAUUUACUGUAGUUUUCUCCAUAGCAGGAAAGACAUAUACCAUGGCAAACUCGCGUGCGAUACUCGUUAUAGAUGAGUGCUCCAUAUAUGCAGUUAGCUGCUGUAAUGUGGAGUUGCACACUACUAGAUGCUAAACAGGAGUCUGUAUUCCUGUGGAAACACCUGUACUGUGAC
Molecule: messenger RNA, 2012 nt
Organism: Closterium sp. NIES-67
Lineage: Eukaryota; Viridiplantae; Streptophyta; Zygnematophyceae; Desmidiales; Closteriaceae
Source: the annotation of a GenBank genome assembly